GCAAUUCGAAGUCGAUGACCUUUGGACGUGCUUUGCGCCGCAGCAUUUCCUGGAGCCUCUUCAUCAGCACAGUCGUUUCUUUCUCUUCGAUUCAACGGGCAAGAUGUUCAGGCCGAUUUUUAGAGCAGCAACGACUGCGCGCACUGCUUCAAAAGCACAGCAUGUCGGGAAACGAUUCGCAAGUACCGCCCCUACGAGAUCUGGAAGCUGGAAAGGGACUGCGUUGAGGUGGACGGCGGCUGGCGCUGUGGUAUAUUACUACAACACCUCUUCAGUAUUUGCCGAAGAACCACAAUAUGCUACCCACGCAGCACCAGAAACCUCGCGGGAGUCAGAAACACAUCUCAGUAUCGAUUCAAUAGCGGAACAGCGACGAGCACAGGCACGACACAACAUCCAAUCAUCCGAAAGCCGGCAUAGCGAAUCUCAGACCACCGAGCAGCAACAGACUGUCACCGCAGCUGAUGGCGAGCAAGCCGCGGCAGGCGGUCCGCAAGGACUCGAAGAAGAGGCAGAACAGCAGGGCGCUUUCAACGAAGAGACUGGAGAGAUCAACUGGGACUGCCCGUGUCUAGGCGGAAUGGCACAUGGUCCAUGUGGCGAGCAGUUCCGCGCUGCUUUCAGCUGCUUCGUUUACUCGAAAGAAGAGCCUAAGGGCGUGGAGUGUAUCGAGCACUUCAAGACAAUGCAGAAUUGCUUCCGAGAGCACCCAGAAAUAUACGGUGCUGAACUAGAUGACGAUGAAGUUGCAGAGGCACAAGCCGAGGAGGAUCGAGCGCAGGCAUCGCUGGCUCGAUCAAAUGAUGCGCAGUCAAGCGCGAAGACCCAGGGUGGCGAGAGCAAUGAGGCUCAGCAGACGCCAGGCAGUGGACCGACCAAGCAGUCAGCGGAUGAGGGCGGCAACCUAGUUCCCAAGGCUGCUCACGACGCUCGGUAGACGUAGGAAGCUACCAACCUAUGGGGGAGUCUGCGGCAGCCCUCGAUGCAUGGCCGAGAACAUUCGAGCUGAAAGACGAGCGCUGUACCACUAGCAUAGAUGUACUAUAGCUGUACAAAACAAUGAUGC
Messenger RNA from Cercospora beticola, 1066 nucleotides. RefSeq names its product coiled-coil-helix-coiled-coil-helix domain-containing protein. Gene Ontology annotation, biological process: protein import into mitochondrial intermembrane space. Gene Ontology annotation, molecular function: protein-disulfide reductase activity. NCBI's taxonomy places the organism in Eukaryota, Fungi, Ascomycota, Dothideomycetes, Mycosphaerellales, Mycosphaerellaceae. Gene Ontology annotation, cellular component: mitochondrial intermembrane space. The record is from RefSeq and is a predicted model, not a curated record.